Cucumis melo (muskmelon) is the source of this 757-nucleotide messenger RNA. RefSeq lists its product as uncharacterized. Gene Ontology annotation, biological process: regulation of root meristem growth; positive regulation of gene expression; positive regulation of cell population proliferation. NCBI's taxonomy places the organism in Eukaryota, Viridiplantae, Streptophyta, Magnoliopsida, Cucurbitales, Cucurbitaceae. The coding region runs from base 121 to 534 and encodes 137 amino acids. Gene Ontology annotation, molecular function: growth factor activity. The record is from RefSeq and is a predicted model, not a curated record. The transcript has 3 exons.
ACCCUAAACUACAAAACCCCAAUUGAAAACUCUCUUCUAAUUUCUUGCUCUCACCAUUCUUUUUUCUUUACACAAACUCUUUUCUUUUCUUUUCUUUUCUGUUCAAAAGAUAUAUCUCAUAUGGCCUGUGUUAGGUUUGCUUGCUUUUUGUUGGUUGUUCUUCCUGUUACAUCACUCUCCAUCAUCAAGUUUCAUCAACAAGAAGACAAAGAUGCAGCUGAAGAUAGGGUUGGUUCACUCAAAAUGGAACCUUUGAGGAACAAUAACAUUGGAGGAAGAAGAUUAGGAGUAUUGAAUAAAGAGCUCAUGGAAAUGGAGAAUAGCAAAAGCUUUGGAAAAAAUGGGUCUAAAGAGAAGACUUCAAAUAUGGUUUUUUCAAGUGCAGCCAAUGAAGAAAAUGGCAAAAAGAAGAAUGAUAAGAAGAAGGUUUCAAGUUUAGAAACAAAGAAAAUGGGAAUUAGUGGGUCAACCGUUGUUGUUUAUAAUAAUGCUGAUUAUUUGACUUAUAUGCAUCACCCACCAAAACAUAAUUGAUUCCCAAAACAAAAACAAAAAAAAAAAGUAUCGAAGCUUUUGGUUCUUAAAGUUCUUGUUUUUAUGUUAAAUAUAUAUAUAUAAAACAUAUAUAUAUAUAUAUAUCCAAUUUUCCUAUCUUCUUAUGAUAUAUGUUAUAUAUAUGAGUUCCACUAUAUAUAUAUGUGUGUGUAGUCAACAACAAAUUAAGCUAAAGUUUUUUUUUCUUGAGUUUUUACUCAAA